Hibiscus syriacus is the source of this 522-nucleotide messenger RNA. RefSeq lists its product as uncharacterized. The record is from RefSeq and is a predicted model, not a curated record. Gene Ontology annotation, biological process: developmental process. The coding region runs from base 153 to 428 and encodes 91 amino acids. The transcript is spliced from 3 exons. Lineage: Eukaryota; Viridiplantae; Streptophyta; Magnoliopsida; Malvales; Malvaceae.
UGUUAUCCCUUCUCUACCCUCUUACUUUCUAUUUUUCUGUGACCCUUCGUUCUCUAGUUUCUUCUUCAUCUCUCUUAUUGAUAUGCACUUUCCCAGUUUUCCAGAUUUCUAGUUCUACCUAUAACCCUAACUCCAGCUGAAGAGCUUCUAUUAUGGCUGACUCCUCUUCGUCUUCUUCGUAUAUCCACAUGGUGCACCGUCUGAUAGAAGAAUGUUUGAUAUUUAACAUGAGCAAAGAAGAGUGCAUGGAAGCUUUGUCUAAGCAUGCAAAUAUAAAACCAGUCAUCACUUGUACAGUUUGGAAUGAGUUGGAGAAAGAGAACAAAGACUUCUUUGAGGCUUACACAAAGGGAAGCCAUGAAAGAGCUACUGAAAUACAGAAAAGACAGGAUCCAGAACAGUCUGAAUGCUUACACAAGGGAGAAUAAUGGCAGGACUGAUUCAGCCAUUUAAAGUACGGUUAAAAUUGCAAUCUUAUUUUCGGUUACAUUUAUUAAAACUACGAUGAUAAUAAUAGGUGUU